AUGUUGUUGGGAUACACAACAAGCGACUAUAAUAAACAUUGCAUUAAAUUUGCAUAUGGAUUUUCUAGUCCUUCUAUCGUGUUUCCAGCUCAACUCAAUAAUGGCCAAGACGUACUCGUUGAUGACUACUACCAAUCGUACAUGUGGAUGAAAGCAAACACCCCUCAAGACGCACGUUUUCUGGCCUGGUGGGACUACGGCUAUCAAAUCACUGGUAUCGGCAACCGAACCACGCUGGCCGACGGUAACACCUGGAACCACGAGCACAUCGCGCUCAUAGGUAAGAUUAUGAUGUCAUCAGUGGAAAAAGCGCACUCGCUAGCACGGCAUAUGGCAGACUACGUAUUAAUUUGGACCGGAAGUAAUGGCGAUAUCGGAAAGUCGAUACAUAUGGCGAGGAUUGGCAACAGCGUGUAUCCCGAUGUCUGUCCCAAUGACCCGCAAUGUUCAAAUUUCAUGUUUCGUGAUAACUCUCGGACUCCACCCAAGAUGCUGCGGCAGUCCUUCCUAUAUAACAUGCAUGAACACGGCGUAGGCGGUGUGGAGCUUAACCAAAGCUUGUUUCGCGAGGUGUACCGAUCGAAAUACAACCUCGUACGAAUCUUCGAGGUGCUCAACGUGAGCAAAAAGAGCAAGCGUUGGAUAGCAGAUCCGGCAAAUCGCGUGUGCUAUCCGCCUGGGUCUUGGAGCUGUUCUGGGCAGUACCCACCUGCAAAGCCUAUCCAAGACAUGCUGGCAACAGCUGUGAAGCUUAGGUAG
Molecule: messenger RNA, 759 nt
Organism: Phytomonas sp. Hart1
Lineage: Eukaryota; Euglenozoa; Kinetoplastea; Trypanosomatida; Trypanosomatidae
Source: the annotation of a GenBank genome assembly